GGCAGUGCAUCGCGGGGAGGAGGGCCGGGAGCGCUCGGGGCUGCGCGGAAUUCGCCGGGAACGUCUGGCGCCGGCUCUCUGGCUCGCUCACUCGCUCCGACCGGCUCCCUGCGCCUCAUCCCUGGGCUGCGCGGGGACCCGGGCCCGGUCGGGCGCGGGGCGAGCAGGAUCCACGGGCGGGAGGCGCGCGCUCUGGGCAGCGCCUGGCCCCGGACAUGGACAGAAGGAGCUGGGCGCGCAGGGGGCGCCGCGGGACCGGGCGGCCGGAGCGCUGAGCCAGACAAAGGCUCAGGAGUUGCGCUUGCUCUCGAGAGCCGGGCCCCGGGCGCCGAGGCUGCAGGACCCCGCGGCGGGCGGCUCCGGCCCGCCCUCUCCCCCGUGGGCAGGCUCCGCGCUCCCGGCCCUGCCCGGCCCGCUUUUCCUCGGGCGUGGGAAUUUGCCGAGGAGACCUAAGCGGCUCCGCGGUGGCCGGGACCGGGAGGUCUGCCUCGCGCCCGCCGGGCGGGGAGCCAGGGAGCGUCGCAAGUUUCCGAGCCGCGUGCGGGGACCCGGCGAGCGGGCGAGCCGCGCGUGCAGCAGCGCCCCGGGCCAGGCCGGUCGCCGGAAGCAUGGGCAGCGACCGGAGCGCGCCCGGACGGCCGGGCUGGGCGGGCAGUCUCCUUAGCGGCCGGGAGGCGGCUGCGCGGCCGCGACUGCUGCCGCUGCUGCUGGUGCUUCUGGGCUGCCUGGGCCGCGGCGCAGCGGCGGAGGACGCAGAAGUCAAUGCCGAGAACUGGCUGCGGCUCUAUGGCUACCUGCCCCAGCCCAGCCGCCACAUGUCCACCAUGCGCUCCGCCCAGAUCCUGGCCUCGGCCCUCGCCGAGAUGCAGCGCUUCUACGGGAUCCCCAUCACGGGUGUGCUGGACGAAGAGACCAAGGCUUGGAUGAAGCGGCCCCGCUGUGGAGUGCCAGACCAGUUCGGGGUACGCGUGAAAGCCAAUCUGCGGCGGCGGCGGAAGCGCUACGCCCUCACCGGGAGGAAGUGGAACAACCACCACCUGACCUUCAGCAUCCAGAACUACACGGAGAAGCUGGGCUGGUACCACUCGCUGGAGGCGGUGCGUCGGGCCUUCCGCGUGUGGGAGCAGGCCACGCCCUUGGUCUUCCAGGAGGUACCCUAUGAGGACAUCCGGCUGCGGCGACAGAAGGAGGCCGACAUCAUGGUACUCUUUGCCUCUGGCUUCCACGGCGACAGCUCACCGUUUGACGGCACAGGUGGCUUUCUGGCCCACGCCUAUUUCCCUGGCCCUGGACUGGGCGGGGACACCCAUUUCGAUGCAGAUGAGCCCUGGACCUUCUCCAGCACUGACCUGCAUGGGAACAGCCUCUUCCUGGUAGCAGUGCAUGAGCUGGGCCAUGCGCUGGGGCUGGAGCACUCAAGCAACCCCAGUGCCAUCAUGGCACCAUUCUACCAGUGGAUGGACAUUGACAACUUCCAGCUGCCCGAGGACGACCUCCGGGGCAUCCAGCAGCUGUACGGCACCCCAGAUGGCCAGCCACAGCCCACCCGGCCUCUUCCCACCGUGACCCCCCGGCGGCCAGGCCGGCCAGACCACCGGCCCCCCAGACCCCCUCAGCCACCUCCCCCAGGCGGGAAGCCGGAGCAGCCCCCAAAGCCAGGCCCCCCGGCCCAGCCUCGAGCCACGGAGCGGCCCGACCAGUAUGGCCCCAACAUCUGCGACGGGGACUUUGACACGGUGGCCGUGCUGCGCGGGGAGAUGUUCGUGUUCAAGGGCCGCUGGUUCUGGCGGGUCCGGCACAACCGGGUCCUGGACAACUACCCCAUGCCCAUCGGGCACUUCUGGCGUGGUCUGCCCAGUGACAUCAGUGCUGCCUACGAGCGCCAAGAUGGGCGUUUUGUCUUUUUCAAAGGUGACCGCUACUGGCUCUUCCGAGAAGCGAACCUGGAGCCUGGCUACCCACAGCCACUGACCAGCUACGGCCUGGGUAUCCCCUACGACCGCAUUGACACAGCCAUCUGGUGGGAGCCCACGGGUCACACCUUCUUCUUCCAAGAGGACAGGUAUUGGCGUUUCAAUGAGGACACGCAGCGUGGAGACCCCGGCUAUCCCAAGCCCAUCAGCGUGUGGCAGGGGAUCCCCGCCUCCCCUAAAGGGGCCUUCCUGAGCAACGAUGCAGCCUACACCUACUUCUACAAGGGCACCAAAUACUGGAAGUUUGACAACGAGCGCCUGCGAAUGGAGCCCGGCUACCCCAAGUCCAUCCUGCGGGACUUCAUGGGCUGCCAAGAGCACGUGGAGCCGGGGCCCCGGUGGCCUGACGUGGCCCGUCCGCCCUUCAACCCUGACGGGGGUGCAGAGCCCGGGGCGGGCGGUGACAGUGAGGAGGGCCACGAGGCGGGCCCCGGCGGCAAAGAGGGGGACUUCGGGGAGGGGACAGACGAGGACGGGGGCAGCCGCGUGGUGGUGCAGAUGGAGGAGGUCACUCGGACGGUGAACAUGGUGAUGGUGCUGGUGCCCCCGAUGCUGCUGCUGCUCUGCAUCCUGGGCCUCACCUACGCCCUGGUGCAGAUGCAGCGCAAGGGCGCGCCCCGCAUGCUCCUCUACUGCAAGCGCUCCCUGCAGGAGUGGGUCUGACCCUCCGCACCAGCCCCUCCUGCUCCUCACGGUGCUAAGGGGCCAGGCUGGCCGCGCCUGUGGUUCUGAGACAGCUCCUGGGGCCUUUCAUCCAGAGCCUUCAGUGGUUCCCUCAGCCCCUGGGUGGGGGCCCCUCCAGGCCCUCUAACAUCCCUGCCAGGCCUGCCCCCUUGUUUAUUUAUGCCCAGGUAUCUUUUUUUUUUUUUUUUUUUGCACACUGAUUGAGCAUUUCUUCCUACUUUCCUGACCAGGGCGGUCCCUCAGGGCAGGGGGUUAGUUUUCUAAAUGUAGUUCUGCACCAGACAGGGAAUUAGGCUCCCACCCACUUCUGGCUUAGCCAGAGGAGCAGAGGGUCAGAAGGCCCGGCUGGAAGAGUGGCCAAAGGACUGUUGGGCUGUGCUUCAGCCUGAGCACCAGGGCCAGAACCGAGGGCUCUGCUGGCUUUGGAGUGUGGUGGGGCCUAACUGGUCUCAGCCCUCUGAGUCUCUGUGGUCUUAGAAAGAGCUUUCACCCGGUGGCAGCCCCAGGCCAGAGGGGCCAGAGGGGGCAGAGGGGGAGGUGGCCUGCUGAUCGAGAGAGUCCUGUUGAGGUCUGGUUCCUUCCCACCCACCUCUGACAACUCCAGCAGCCUGGUUCCUUGUGCCUAAGAACCUACCCUGCCCCUGGCCAGCACAGGGCCAACAGCCCCCAGCUGCCCUGUACCCCUUGAGCCCGCACCUCCUUCCCUCUCUGGAGAAGGGGCCCUGGGCCUGCCUUACCAAGGACCAAAGGGGGUCUGCCGAGGCCCCUCCCCCAAGGGUAGCACCAGCCUCGGCCCCGGGCUGGGUCUCCACCCCCGCCCACUUUCUCCUCUCUGAGUCAUGACCCAGCUGGGCUCUUUCCGUGAGCGUCCUCCCUCCCUCUCUCACCCACACCACCAUCCUCAGAGGUCUCAGAACCCCAGCAGCCUCAGGCUCAGCUGCCAGUGUCCCGGCUGUCCCAGGGAGAGAGGGGCGGAUGGGCGCCCAGGCUGGCACGGGAGGUGUCCACAGACGCGCGCCCACCAGCCUGGGGGUGUUCCUCCCUGCCAGCUCCCUGUCCCCCAGGCGCACUGGUAGGGAGAGGCCAGCAGCUCAUCCCCUCACACAGGCUGUGGGACAGGGCUGUGGAGCCCCCAGAAGAGCCCACUAGUGGUAGCCUGGAGAUCCUCCCCGUCCUGGGCUCAGCCCUGAGCGUGAAGAUGAUUCCUCCCUCUUUUCCUUCCCAAAGUAAGCAGGAGGCGAGGCUGCUGUGGGAAAUGGUACUGUACAGCCGGCUCUGUCCCCUCUGCUUCCCUGCAGCCCUGAGCAAGCAGGUCUGCCGCCCAGAAUCCCUGAGGCCCCUGCGGGGAGGGGCUCCUCAUGGGCUGGCCCCAGUGCGGGUCCAGCAGCUUCCUCCCCCCUCCAUCCUCAGAACCACCGGUGAGCCAGCCAAGGGGGGUGGGGAGGGAGGGGGUCAGUGUCCACCCCCAUACGUUUCUUUCUGUAAAUAAUCUGCACUGAUUAAAUUGUACGGCCGGCG
Messenger RNA from Balaenoptera acutorostrata (minke whale), 4175 nucleotides. RefSeq names its product matrix metallopeptidase 15 (gene MMP15). The coding region runs from base 609 to 2636 and encodes 675 amino acids. Gene Ontology annotation, molecular function: metalloendopeptidase activity; zinc ion binding. Gene Ontology annotation, biological process: extracellular matrix organization; collagen catabolic process; proteolysis. The transcript is spliced from 10 exons. The record is from RefSeq and is a predicted model, not a curated record. NCBI's taxonomy places the organism in Eukaryota, Metazoa, Chordata, Mammalia, Artiodactyla, Balaenopteridae. Gene Ontology annotation, cellular component: extracellular matrix.